AUGUCGAGCAUCUCGGAGACGAGCAUCUACGGUUGUGGAGCAAAACAGAGCCAAAAAAACAAAGGUGAGAAUCAUAAGUUCUUGAAUGGCUUGCAUGAGGCUUGGCUCCAAAUCCGAAGCUUUCCACCUCCAAGGCCAGAGCUGUUUCCCCUCCUCUCGAGGAGCGGCCUCCUCGAGAAGCUGAUCGGUGGCGGCGGCGGCGAGGAGGUUUCUUCCUCCUCCUCCGGAGGCCCGUUAGUCGUCCAGCUCAGCAACCUCCCAGGCGGCGCCAAGUCCUUCGAGCUCGUCGCUAAAUUCUGCUAUGGCGUGAAAAUCGAGCUCACCUCCAUGAACGUCGUCUCCCUCCGCUGUGCGGCCGAGCACCUUGUCAUGACUGAAGACUACGGCGACUCGAACCUCGUCUCGCAGACUGAGUCUUUCCUCAACGAGCUCCUCGCCAACUGGACCGACACCAUCAAGGCCCUCGAGACCUGCGAAGAGGUCCUCCAACCCGCCGAGGACCUCCACAUUGUCUCCCGAUGCAUCAACUCCCUCGCCAUCAAAGCCUGCUCCGACCCCACCCUCUUCUUCGGUUGGCCCGUGGACCACCGUGCGGGCCCUGCAUGGAAUGGCAUCUGCUCUCUUCCCCUGAAAAGUAAUAACAACAACUCAGUACCGACGGCCGACGAUUGGUGGUACGAGGAUGUCUCGUUCCUCAGCCUCCCACUGUACAAGCGGCUAAUACGGGCCGUCGAGGAAGGAGGGAUGCGGGCCGAGAGCGUGGCCCGAGCGCUCGUUUUCUACGCGAAGAAGUACAUACCGCAGAUGAACCGGCAGUCGAGCUUCAAGAACCCAAGCUCGAACGGGUCAUCGACGAUCUCCGUCCCGUCCGAGUCGGACCAAGGCGCGCUUCUUGAGGAGAUUGUCGACCUCCUCCCGGCACAAAAGGGUGUUCUGCACACACGUUUCUUGCUCCGGCUGCUGAAGACGGCGAUGGUUCUGCAGGUGGGGCCCGCAUGCCGGGAGAGCCUCGAACGGAGGGUCGGGUUGGAGCUGGAUCGAGCUUCUCUCGAGGAUCUGUUGGUACCGAAUUUGGGUUACUCGGUCGAGACUUUGUAUGAUGUGGAUUGCUUUCAGAGGAUUUUGGAUCAUUUCUUGUCGGUCGAGCAGGCCUCAACGGCUGCAUCACCGUGCAUCAUCGCGGAGGAGGAGCUGGUCGAGGGGACCCACACACUGACCUCGUUGACCAUGGUGGCAAAUUUGGUGGACUCGUACUUAGCUGAGGUGGCGCCCGACGUUAACCUAAAGUUCCCCAAGUUUCAGGCGCUGGCUGCGGCUGUCCCGGACUACGCGAGGCCGCUCUCUGACGGGAUUUAUCGGGCCAUCGAUAUUUUUCUCAAGGAACACCCGUGGCUGACUGAUUCAGAACGAGAGCAAGUUUGCCGGCUGAUGAAUUUUCAGAAGCUCUCGUUGGAGGCGAGUACGCAUGCUGCGCAAAACGAGCGAUUGCCGUUAAGGGUGAUCGUUCAGGUGCUGUUCUUCGAGCAGCUUCGGCUCCGAACCUCAAUCUCCAGCUGGCUGUUUGUUUCGGAAAAUCUUGACGGGUCACAGAAUGUGAGUUAUGGGCCGGGCCUUUCGAAGGGCCAGGAGAGGAUUACAAGCAUUGAUGAGAUGAGGGAGAGGUUGUGUGAGCUGGAGAAGGAGUGUCAGGGGAUGAAGGAGAAGUUUCAGAAGAUGGGGAAGAGUAAGAGGAGUUGGAACAUAUUCUGCAGGAGGAAAUCGAGCCGGGCCGAGUCGAAGCCUGCUAAGCAUCACGAAAACAGUGAGUUAGGGUGCUGA
Molecule: messenger RNA, 1818 nt
Organism: Striga hermonthica
Lineage: Eukaryota; Viridiplantae; Streptophyta; Magnoliopsida; Lamiales; Orobanchaceae
Source: the annotation of a GenBank genome assembly